GAUUCAGUCGUUGAUGCCUUCAGAAGAAUCUACUAUUCACGAUAUGAGCGAAGAAUAUCAGAUGCGAAAAGAAAGGAUCGGCCUGAGCUGAUCAAACCCGGUUGGAGUCGCCUCAACCUUGCAAAAAAGUUCACUCUGCCACCACUAGAGGACAAGAUGCCGAGAGUGGAUUGCAGCACACUAACUGUUGAAGAAUUCCGUGAAACGUAUGAGCAACCGCGUGUACCCUGCAUGAUCACUGGUCUAACAAAAUCAUGGAAAGCCCACAACAAUUGGAAAAUCGAUAACCUUCUGCAAAAAUAUGGCAAUGCUAUGUUCAAAUGCGGUGAAAACUCCAAUUCUAAACCUGUUCUUCUGAAGAUGAAGUACUAUGCUGAGUACAUGAGCAAAACCAAAGACGAUAGUCCACUGUACAUAUUUGACGGGCAAUUUGGAGAGCGAGUAGCUACAAGUGACAUGCUGAACGACUACGAAGUUCCUGUUUAUUUCCAGAACAAUCUAUUAGAUGUUCUUGGAUCACAUAAGUUGAGACCGGCGUACAGAUGGAUUACGAUUGGGCCAGCUCGCUCGGGCACCAACAUUCACGUCGACCCCUUCGGAACGAGUGCAUGGAAUGCUCUGAUUCACGGCCAUAAGCGAUGGGUUUUCAUUCAUCCUGAUGCCCCUCGUGAGCUUGUACGAAUCCCGAAAGAUCGGCGUGGCAUUCAUCCUUUGGAAGCUGUCACUUGGUUUUCUACAGUUUAUGAGCGUAUCUGCAAAGGGGACUGGCCGUUCGAGAAAUAUCCUGUUAUAGAAUGCCGACAGAAUCCAGGAGAAACAUUAUUCGUGCCAUGCGGUAAGGAACCAUGCAACCAACCUUUACACUGA
Haemonchus placei is the source of this 867-nucleotide messenger RNA. Lineage: Eukaryota; Metazoa; Nematoda; Chromadorea; Rhabditida; Trichostrongylidae. The record is from the annotation of a GenBank genome assembly.